GAGCACACAGCUGUACGGCUCUUCCUACUUCCCACUUCCGCCGCGGAACAACAACAACACACGGGGAUUUUCUCCCUCUAGCGACCGACGAGGCGCCGACAGGUCGAUUUAAAGUGUCAACAGAAGGCAGAUCUACAGCUCAGAUUGUUUCGGACGGUCACAAAGUUUUCCGGCUUCGCCCUAAACUGAACUCAUCACCAUUACUGCUUGCAGUGGGACGCGCGUGGCUGCUCCGACGGGACCACGUGUCCCAGUGAAGGUCGAACCAGAACUCUCAAGACUCUCAGACCGGUCUGUGACGUCAUCGAGGAAUGAUCGCACGCACGGUGCACGCGCUCACACGGGCCCGGUGUCCCGGCCCGCGUCGCCUCUCUCACGCUUCCGGCGGAGGACCGAUCGAAGGUGGAUCCGAGUCCGCUCAUCUCACCGGGCACGCGGCUCUCUACGUGCACUGGCCCUACUGCCUCAGAAGAUGCUCCUACUGCAACUUCAACAAGUACAUAUCCAGAGGGAACAAUGACGUCAUGAUGACGGAGUGCCUUCAGAGGGAGACGGACACCCUGCUGCAGCUCAGUCAGGUGUCCCGUGUUACCUCGGUGUUUUUCGGUGGAGGGACUCCGAGCCUGGCUCACCCUUCGACCAUCGCCGCCGUCCUGGAAACUGUUGCCGGGCGGGUUAGUCUCUCAGACGAGGCCGAGGUCACGCUGGAGGUCAACCCGACUCCUGUGGGCAAGUCCAGGUUAGAGGAGUUCUGUGGUGCCGGAGUGAACCGCUUCUCCAUCGGGGUCCAGUCUCUGCAGGACGAGGACCUAAAGAUCCUGGGCAGAGACCACAGCUCCCAUCAGGCGCUGCAGGCCAUCGAGGAGGCCAGGAGGCUGCUCCCCGGGAGGGUGUCGGUGGACGUGAUGUUCGGACGUCCUGAACAGAGCGUUGAAUCCUGGGAGAGCGAGCUGUCGGAGCUGCUGAAGGUGUGCGACGACCACGUGUCUCUGUACCAGCUGACGCUGGAGCGAGGCACGCAGCUGUUCAGACGGGUGGAGGGAGGAGAAGCCAGCGUGCCGGCUGAAGACGUGACAGCAGAGAUGUACCAGCGAGCCCGGACGACGCUCCACCAGCACGGCUUCCUGCAGUACGAGGUGUCCAACUUUGCGAGACAUAACGCAGUGAGUCAUCACAAUAUGAGCUACUGGAGCGGACGUCAGUACAUCGGCGUCGGCCCAGGAGCUCACGGUCGGUUUGUCCCUCUGGGGGAGGGAGGCGUCGCUCGGGAGGCCCGGACCCAGACUCUGGAGCCUGACGUGUGGAUCCGGGAAGUCCAGCAGAGGGGACACGGGACGCGGAGGCGGAUUCGGCUCGGCCAUCUUGAACUAUUGGAGGAGGUGUUGGUGAUGGGAAUGAGAAUGACCGAGGGCAUUAAUCACAAGCACUGGCAGAUGUUCAGCCCUCAGCUGGGCCUACGCCAAGUGUUCGGCACGUCCGCCGAGGUCCGAGAGUUUCUACGGAGCGGACGACUCGUCCUGGACGACAGAGGUCUGCGCUGCUCCUGGGACGGACUGGCCGUGCUGGACAGCAUGCUGCCGGCUCUGCUGGUGGAGCUGGAGAGCGAAACCAGUCGGAGGCUCCAGAGGGACGAACGCAGGAAGAGCUCUGACCCACGCUGACGGGGAGGUGAACGGAACCGAUGACGUCAGAGGAAGGUGGCUUUUAUAGGACGCUGACUCUGUAUCACACUGGGAGAAGCGUCAUCCGUCCGGUCCGGAUGAGACUCUGAACAUUAGAGAUUAAUACAUUUUCUAAAAGCCUUCGGGUGCCGUCACGUAAUUAUAAAAUAAUUGCGUGAACGAUUAUUACCUGGCUCUCGUGGCCGAUACCGAUAAAAGAUUUAUUGUUUUUUUUUAUGCACAGAGUGCAGGAGCGGCUCAGAUGUAGCGAGUAGAGAUGGUUUACUUGAUAUUUUAUAUCUGUCAGAAGAUUUAAUGGUUAAACUUGAAGACUUGAAAGUGUUUGUUGUUCGUUUUCUUCUUCUCUGUGCACAACUUUAAAGGUGCAUGCCACCACUUCCUGUGUAUAGAUGCUGCACAAAAGCAAUUUGGCUUCGUAUUAUCGACUAUAAUUUACGGCAUCUGCCGAUAACCAAUAAUAUUAAUAUUCCAUUAUUGGGCCAUAUAUCAUGCGUCCAUAAUUUAGAUCCCAUCUUGUCAGACGUAAUUAUUCUCUCCCAGUUUGCAGGAAAUAAUCUGAGUUGUUGUGGACGUCUCAGCGCGUGUGUGUGUGUGUGUGUGUGUGUGUGUGUGUCUGCUCUUGUAAAUAAAAUGAAUGUACUCCAUGUUUAAUCAGACGCAGUGUCGUUGAGACAAGCAGGCAGCAGUUAUUAAAGUCUCAGACCUGAUUAAAUGUGGUGGCUGCUGAACAUUUUCACUAUCGCUCUUAUUACUCUGAUAAAAAGGUUCAACAUCAUUUAAUAGUUCCACAUUCAUAGAGGAAAUCCUCUGGUAGCGCUUUAUUAUACAUUCAUAAUUAUUUCCUCUAAUGCUGUGCUAAUUACAGAGAUAAUAGAGACAAUAUUCAGUAACGAUACAACUCAACAUAUAUGAAGAUUAUAUGUAGAGACGUCUUGUCUCCGGAGGGAAAGAGACGAGUUUGAGACCAAUUUUUUUCUCAUUCAGUGACAGUGCAGGUAAACACACUCCACAGAUCACAGUAUACAGAUCUCACAGCGCAGGUUGGUGUUCGACUGUUGCGUCCGACAGACUGACGCCGUCAAAUCAGAAAUGCGCAUAUUGAAUGUUUUGUCGAGUGUUUACUGGUGUCAGGACGGAACAGGUGGUUCCCGUCUCAUUACGGAUAAACCAGACGAACGAACCGAUGGACCGCUCAGAUCGCUGCCCAAUUCCCCGUCGUCAUGGAUACGGGAGGUGUUAAGAGCGAGCUCCAAUUAACUGCCUUCGUUUCUGCUCUCUCGUGACACAAUCAUUCAUUUGUUCGGCCUGUUUGUUUCACUGUUUGUAGGCUGUGUGUGUGAUCAUAUAAGCACCUCUCAGUGUUUCCUGCACGCCUACACAGUCUUUAACAUUCAGGAUUUUGUGGAUGCAGAUGAAGACCGGGGUGAACAUUUACCGGCACACACACAAACCCCCCCAUUUAUUAUUUAAAGAGCAGCGAUCACGACGUGCUCGUCAUAGUGGAGCUGAACAGCUCACUGCGAUGAGUCGGCCCGCUGCACCGACGGCGUCAGCACCUGCGGUUAUUUCAUCUUCCACUCUGUAGAGACAUCAGCAGAAGGGGCAGAAGUCGUUUUAUUGAAUUCAUUCGCAUCAAUAAAAUCUGAUGUCUGAUAAGAGAGACAGGGUUUGGAGAGAGAAGCUGAAGGACACGAAGGAAACAUCUUGUCUAGUUUUAAAGCUCUGAACUGAACAUUUGAUUUGCAAUCUGCUCUGAUUAUCGACAUUUAAACAGGAACGAACGAUGAAUCGAUUAGUUGUUGACUGUUAACUUCCACUGUUUUGAUAAUCAGCAGUGUUUCAGUGCUCUGGAUCUGUGUUGUUUCCUCUCAGACAAAGACGACUGCAGACAUCUCACUGUGUUAUAUAAUUGUUUGCAACCUUCUGCACUUAACGACGGUUUCCAUGAGACAAGAAUCGCAGAGAAAAAACACGACGCUUGCAGCAAAAUCUGUGUUGUGUGAGGAGGAUGAGGAACAAGAGCGGUCAAUAAAAAGUUAUUUUCAGCUCCUUGGAGUCUGUAUGUAUGUGUUGCUCAUAGAAAGUCUCAUAAACGGGCAAUAAAAGCAGAGACUGAAGAUGGA
Acanthopagrus latus (yellowfin seabream) is the source of this 3805-nucleotide messenger RNA. It is a transcript of the gene rsad1, whose product is annotated as radical S-adenosyl methionine domain containing 1. Bases 312 to 1661 code for a protein of 449 amino acids. Gene Ontology annotation, cellular component: cytoplasm. The record is from RefSeq and is a predicted model, not a curated record. Gene Ontology annotation, biological process: porphyrin-containing compound biosynthetic process. Gene Ontology annotation, molecular function: 4 iron, 4 sulfur cluster binding; coproporphyrinogen oxidase activity. The transcript has 11 exons. NCBI's taxonomy places the organism in Eukaryota, Metazoa, Chordata, Actinopteri, Spariformes, Sparidae.